Messenger RNA from Lonchura striata (white-rumped munia), 3614 nucleotides. NCBI's taxonomy places the organism in Eukaryota, Metazoa, Chordata, Aves, Passeriformes, Estrildidae. The record is from RefSeq and is a predicted model, not a curated record.
AUGCUGCGGUACCUGCUGAAGACGCUGCUGCAGAUGAACCUGUUCGCCGACUCGCUGGGAGCCGAAGGCUCUAACUCCUCCUCGCUCCUGCUCGGCAUCAACAGCUCCAUCGCCGCGCUCCACCUGCCCGAUCUCGUCCCCGGUAACGGAUCCCACGCCCAGCUGGAGGACACGGCUCCCCGCAUCGUGGAGCACCCCACGGAUGUCCUGGUCUCCAAGGGGGAGCCGGCCACACUGAGCUGCAAGGCCGAGGGACGCCCGGCCCCGGUGGUGGAGUGGUACAAGGACGGCGAGAGGGUGGAGACGGACCGGGAGGAUCCCCGCUCCCACCGCACCCUCCUCCCGGGAGGGUCCCUCUUCUUCCUCCGCAUCCUGCACGGGAGGCGGGGAAAGCCCGACGAGGGGGUUUAUGUCUGCGUGGCCAGGAAUUACCUGGGGGAAGCCACCAGCCGGAAUGCUUCCCUGGAGGUGGCCGUGCUGCGGGACGAGUUCCGACAGCCCCCGGGGGACGUGGUGGUGGCGGCGGGAGAACCGGCCGUGCUGGAGUGUGUCCCGCCCCGCGGCCACCCCGAGCCCAGCGUCUCCUGGAAGAAAAACGGAGUCCGGGUCAGCGACAAGGAUGAGCGCCUGACGAUCCGUGGUGGGAAGCUGAUGGUGGCCAGUACUCACAAGGGCGAUGCUGGCGUCUAUGUCUGCGUGGCCACCAACGUGGUGGGGGAGAGGGACAGCGAGCCGGCCAAGCUGGUGGUCUUUGAGCGCCCAGCGUUUGGCAAGAGGCCCCACAACCAGGUGGUGCUGGUGGAGGGGACGGCGGAGUUUGCCUGCGAGGUGGCGGGGGAUCCGCAGCCGGCGGUGCGCUGGCGCAAGGAGGAGGGUGAAAUGCCACUGGGAAGGUGGGAGAUGCUGCCAGACAACACCCUGCGGAUCAGCCGGCUGCAGGUGGAGGAUGAGGGCACCUACACCUGCGUGGCUGAUAACAGCGUGGGCAGGUCUGAGGCAUCGGGCACCCUCACUGUGCAUGUGCCCCCGCAGCUUGUCACCGGGCCCCAAGACCAAGCUGUCACCCCUGGCCAGAGCGUGACUUUCCAGUGCCAGAGCAAGGGCAACCCACCACCUGCUGUCUUCUGGCAGAAGGAGGGGAGCCAGACCCUGCUGUUCCCGGGCCAGCCCCCAAUCCCUUCUGGCCGUGUUUGGGUGAGCCCCAGCGGUGCUUUGACCAUCAUCAACGUCCAGCCUGGAGAUGCUGGCCACUACCUCUGCCAGGCUAUCAGCGUGGCCGGCAGUGUCCUGGCCAGGGCCAGCCUGGAGGUGACAGGAGCACCCACCGAAUUCCAGCCGCCGGUGCUCAGCCUGCUUCCCGCUAACCGGACAGUGCUGCCAGUGGGGGCCACAGUGCGGCUGCCUUGUGGAGCGGGGGCCCAUGAGCCCCCAGGCAGCGUGGGGUGGCUGAAGGAUGGCAGUGCCCUGGUAGGUGUCCAGCCCCGUGCCAGCCUGCUGGAGAACGGCACCCUGCAGAUCACCGGCCUCCGGGUGAGAGACUCCGGGCUCUACAAGUGUGUGGCCACCAGCCCAGCGGGUGAGACACACUGGGGCAUCUCCUUGGAGGUACAAGGUGGUGAAUCCGACCUCUCCCUGUCUUCCCCUGUACCCGAUCUCCUCCCUGGGCCACCCUCCACCCCUGUGGUCACCAACAUUACCAAAAGCAGUGUCACGCUGAGCUGGAAAGGGAACGAGGACAAUGGUGCCACCGACGUCACCUCUUACAUAGUGGAGGCUUUCAGCCAGGCGGUGGGUGGCCCGUGGCAGACAGUGGCAUCUGAUGUGGAGAGUGAGACCCACACAGUGACUGGCCUUGUCCCUGACACUGUCUACCUGUUCUUGGUGCGGGCGGUCAAUGCCCACGGGCUCAGCGACCCCAGCGGCGUCUCGGAGCCUGUGCGCACCCAAGACACCAACCCCAUGCAGCAAGGGCUGGAUCCUGAGCAGGUGCAGCAGGAGCUGGCACAAGUGGCUGUGCACCUGAAGGAACCUGUGGUGCUGCCACUGGGCACUGUCCACCUCUCCUGGACCGUGGAGCACCAGGCACCCUUCCUUCAGGGCUACCGGGUGCUGUACCGGCAGCGUGGUGGGCGCUGGGAGGAGGCACGGACGGUAUGGGCGCCAGGGGAGCGGGGGGCCCUGCUCACCGAGCUGCGCCGGGGCCAGGACUACGAGGUCAAGGUCCGACCCUAUUUUCAUCACCUCCACGGUCCCGACAGCGCUGUGCGAGCUCUGCACACCCCUGAAGCGGCCCCCAGUGCCCCACCACGAGCUGUCAGUGUGGCUGGGAAUGGUACCAGUGUCCGCAUCUCAUGGCAGCCCCCACCUCUGGCAGAGCAGAAUGGGGUCAUCCGUGAUUACCGGAUUUGGUGCUUGGGCAACGAGAGCCGCUUCCACAUCAACCAGAGCGUGGAGGGGACGGUGCUGGCAACAGUGCUGCAGGGACUUGUCCCCGGGGUCUCUUACCGUGCUGAAGUUGCUGCUGCCACCAGUGCUGGUGUGGGUGCCCGCAGUGCCCCUGUCCCCAUCCACAUCGCCCCCCUGGUGGAGCAAGAUGUGGGGCCAGCAGGUGGGAGCAGCUUGACUGAGCAUUUAGCAGAGGUAGCCAGGCAGCCAGCCUUCAUUGCCGGCGUUGGUGGCGCUUGCUGGGUCAUCCUCGCUGCCUUUGCUGCUUGGCUCUACAGCCGCCGCCGGAGGAAGAAGGAGCUCAGCCACUUCACCGCAUCCUUUGCCUACACGCCCACCGGUAAGCCCGUAAGUGCUGCGGGGUCCCAGUACGGCCUCUCGCUGCCCUCACCCCCAUCUCUUUCCACAGUCAGCUUCCCAGCUCCAGUGCGCAGCAACCCCAGGGCAGCUGCCGGCGGUGGUUACCCGUGGCUGGUGGAUGCGUGGCGUGGUGGCAGCACAGCCAGUUCUGCCGGUUGUUUGGGGAGCACUGAGAGAUACUACAAUGAUGCCGGCAUCACCCGUUACAUCGCCCAGACAGAACAGUUUGGAGUGGGGGCUGGCGAGGGGCCGGUUUACAGCACCAUCUCGGCUGACAGUGAGGAGAUCUGCACAUUCCCCCGUCCCUUCUCACAGUAUGGGACCUCCUACCCUGGGGGCGGUUCCCAGCCAAUGGAUGCUGCAGCCUCCCAGGUGCCCCGUGGCCGGGCUGAGCACGGUAGGGUGGCUGGAGGGGUGGGGGCACACAUGGGUGCUCGUGGGGCCAGAGCAAAACUGGGGCAAGCAGUGAAACCACCGGUGGUGAGCUGGACAGAGCUGCUGCCCCCGCCACCCUCAGCCAGUGAACUCAGCCAGUGUGCCCAGGAGGAGGAGAAGGAGGAGGAAGAGGAGGAUGAAGAGGAGUGGUCUCCACCCUGCAGGCUGGGGAUGGAGGUGUGGUACCCUGGUGAGGACAUCCCCUGUGCCACUGCUGCAUCCUCACCCACCACCUCCUCUGGCUGCCGUUCCACCGCCACGCUGACACCAUCACCUCGCACCACAGAGGACAUCCCUCGCCUCCGCGACUUCGAUAGCUCCCUCCUGCCCCGGUAGGAGAUGGGCCUUGCUUGGAGACCCCCCCAUGGUGUCAG